Molecule: messenger RNA, 525 nt
Organism: Protopolystoma xenopodis
Lineage: Eukaryota; Metazoa; Platyhelminthes; Monogenea; Polystomatidea; Polystomatidae
Source: the annotation of a GenBank genome assembly
CUGACGAGAUUUUCCGCUUUAGCCUUCUGCGUGUCCACGAGACCGUCAGAGCUAGAGGCUAUCUCCUUCAACGAGCCUCCACAAAAUUGUUUCGACUGCAGAGCUCAACUUGUCAAUCCUGCAACUCGUGGCAACAGUAUCUCUAAUGGUUUCGUUUUUAGUGAUGCCUCAUCACAACUUGACAAAGCAAGCAUCCAACGGCUGCUUCGUGAUGCGAUAACUUGUCAUUGUGUGCGAUCAUUCUGUGAAGCUUGCCAGCCUCCAUUUAUUUGCCUCACUCUGGAUGAGCAAGUCGAGCCUUAUCGCCAAAGGGGCCUUCCAUUUGCUCGAGAAAUGGCCCAAUCGCGCUGCUUCGAAUGUACCCUCGUUCAUUGCUCCCAUUCAGACAGAAGUGGACUGCAGUUUCGACCUCGCAUCGGUCUUGUCAACAGCCUCGCCGGGAGUCGAACCGCGACAGGGCAGGAUGUCGCAGAGGGGUUUGAUUGGACCGAUGCGAGGUCGAAACUGCAGUCCACUUCUGUCUGA